This is a messenger RNA of Xyrauchen texanus (razorback sucker), 2886 nucleotides long. It is a transcript of the gene ribc1, whose product is annotated as RIB43A domain with coiled-coils 1. Lineage: Eukaryota; Metazoa; Chordata; Actinopteri; Cypriniformes; Catostomidae. The transcript is spliced from 8 exons. The coding region runs from base 103 to 1248 and encodes 381 amino acids. The record is from RefSeq and is a predicted model, not a curated record.
GUCAUUGAAGGCACACGUGACCGAACGUUACCAUGGCAACGCCAAACGACGCUUUAAACACAACAGGAGAGCUAACAACACUGCCGCUCAUAUUAGCAAAACAUGUACAAGGUUGAUCUACCAGGGGAUGAGUCUGUUCUUAAGGUGAUAGAGCGGCGACGGGCCGCAGAGGCGGAGCGCAAGAGCCGCAUAUUCAACUCCAGAGCUCGGGUGAUCGGCCUGGACCUGCCCGUGCUCCACAAACAGUUGGAGGAGAAACGAGAACGACUGGAGAUGGAGAAACAACGAGAUAUGGCUCAUGAUCUUUUACGCUUGUCCCUUGACGAAAUGGCAAUGCAACAACAAAAAGAGCAGGAAGAGUUUCGAGGAAAGUUGUCUCGGGAAUUGAUCCAGUAUAGAGCGAUACAUCAACGUGCAGAGGACAGUCUUGAUGCAGAUAUCAAUUAUGGCCAACAGGGGGCGCAAGAUGUCAACAUUUCUCUCGCAGAUUCUGCACUGGGACCUGCCAGUAUGCAAGUGUUUCAGGGAGAGGGAAUAAAUGAGAAUGAAAGAAAGAGAGCUCAAAUGGAGAUAACUGAGAGAAAUCUGAGAAUUCAAAAGAUGGAGAGAGAAAAACAAGAGAGGGAACAGAAAAAUAGAGAACUUUUGACUAAUAGGGAACUGGUGGAAAAUGACCUAAGGGGAGUACAGUUAGACGCCCUGGAGGAAGAGUGCAAAAGAUCUGCCCGCACUGCACUCAGUCGCUUUCACCAAGCUCAGGCGGAGGAGAGGAUGGAACAGGAGAGACAAGAGAAGUUGAAGCGAGAGGGAGAGAAGCUAGCAGAGGUACAGUACAUGGUGACCUCUGACCUUCUGACAGAGCGACCCGAAGCUGCAAAGAGACAGGCAGCAUGCUCAGCAGGCAGUCCACGAGUCCUGACCGACCGCUGGAAGGGCAUGACCCCACAGCAGCUCAAUGAUAUCCACAAACAUAGAGAGAGACAGUGCUUUGAAAAAGAGAGAUGGAGAGAGAUGGAGAGGCAGAAAGAGCUGACCUGGGAUUGCCAUCUGAUGGAACAGGCCAGGGAUCAGGAGAGAGAAGAGAAAAGAGAGAGGGAACUGGAGAGAGAAAGGAGAGCUCAGCUCGACAAAUACAAUCAACAGUUGGCCAGAGAGCAGCAAGCACACCAACACUACUUGGACAAGCAGCUGUAUACAAACCGGCCAACUGUUCAGUACUUCUCCCAGUUCAGCAGGAGCUCUCGCUAAAGUAACAUCCCAUUUUAUCCUCUCAUCUAACCAUUUUCUUGAUAAAGAAAUAUAGAGAACACAGUAUGUAUUUCUUUGCAGCUUUUUGCUCACACUGCUCUCUGUAAGGGCAGGGUCAAAUAGGUCAAAGGGACAGUUCUGUAUUUGGCAAGCCUCCAUAUGCAAUGUUCACAUGUCUACCCUGUAUGUGCAUUCUCCAGAAAUGUGUUUGUAGGAUUAUGUACAGUAUGAAACUGUAUUUAAGCACUCAUUUUCUCUUAAGCAUUAGAAGGCACAGUUAACAUCUGUGUGUGAACCAAUACGAUCACAUGGGAAAUCGGUAUGUUAGUUUUAAUUUUGUUUUUCAUUCAAAUGUGUACCCAAUGUGCAGAAUUCCAGACAAGCAUCACAAUGUGGCAAAUUUGUAUGCCCCCAAAAAAAAAUCACCCAUGCUACAGCUUUGACAUCACAUCCCUUUUGAUCUCUGAAAAGCGAGAUACUACAUUUGCAAAGAUGUAAGUGAUAGAAUGCUUGUCUUUGUACUGUCACGAUAAGGUUUAGGGAUUGGAGUGUAUUCAUGUAAUAAUACUACUCAGAUGUUUCCAAUAAUUGGACGGACUGUGCCUUUCAUGUCACGCCCCUUCAAAGAAGUGACAGAUCACUGUUUUUGUCUCAGUACUGUUGGGGUUAGGGUUUGGGUUUGGGUUAAGGGUAUAUUUUGGAAUAUUGUGAGUGUUGUGCCUUUCACAUCACAUCCAAAGUGAAAAGGUGCAUCCCAAAUCACAUACUUUUGCAAUAUUCUAUGCUGUUUUGUAGUGCGAGUGGUGUUUUCACACUGAAAAAUGCACCAAGAAUUAAGUGUAUUACAAGUACUGAUAUAGUUCUUCAAAUGAAAUAAUAAAGUGUGGAAUCAGUGGUCACGAUUGUCUGACACAACAACUGUAAUUAAUGGUUAAUAUGAUAACUACUGAAACUUCUGUGAGGACAGAACCUUGGAAAUGUGAUUUGAAUGCUUCACCAUCACCCAGUGUAUAUUUAUCUAAUUUGAGAUAAAGUAUGUGUUUGUAUUAGCUAAUGCGCUAAAGCUAGCAGCAACACUUCCCGUGCAUUGGAAACUUUCGUCGGCUAAAAAACGUGAAUGCUACCGUGUGGUAAAACAUUUUAGUCUCCCAUUUGGGACAACACUACACUUUGGAAAAUACACUAGAUGUGCAUAGUAGCAUGUCAUUUGAAAGUUCACAUACACACAGCUGCAGUCCAGAUAUUCAGAAAGCAUAGACCAAUUUUAGCAGAUAUUUGACCUAUCACCAAUUUUCCUGUUUGUGAAGAUAUGAAGACACAUAACAUAUCAGUGUGUUAACUGUGAAAAGAAGAAUUGAAGAAGAUAAAUAAAAUAAAACACACAUUUUUGGGUCCGAAACUUUGUAGUGGUGUGGUGGUGGCUUAGUGGGCUAAAGUGCUAAACCGUUAAGCAGAAGGUUGUCAGUUCGAUCCCCACAGCCACCACCAUUGUGUACUUGAGCAAGGGACUUAACUCCAGUUUGCUCCAGGGGGAUUGUCCCUGUAAUAAUGGCUCUGUAAUCGCUUUGGAUAAAAGUGUCUGCCAAAUGCAUAAAUGUAAAUGUAUCCUGCUAUCUUCUCUUAUCCUAAACCACGACA